Molecule: messenger RNA, 432 nt
Organism: Haemonchus placei
Lineage: Eukaryota; Metazoa; Nematoda; Chromadorea; Rhabditida; Trichostrongylidae
Source: the annotation of a GenBank genome assembly
AUGGCUGAAGCUCUGGAAUGCUUGCGUCUUCUACGUAAGCUCGAUGAUGAUAUGACACCGGAACGAAUCGUCUAUGGAGUUGUCGUUGUGUCCAUUACUGUUGCCGCACUUUUACUGAAUUCCCUAUUGAUCGCUGUAAUUCUCAAAACAGAUAUCAUCCCUCGAUGCCUGCGUUUAUACUUGACCAGUGCAGCUACAGCUGGUAUAGCUGGCGCUGUAACGAAUGCUCUCACCCUAAUACCAGCUAUUCUAUUUCGGAUUCAAUUAAUGGAUCCUAUAAAUAUCUAUCUGUCAACUCUAGAUACACUUGGUUAUCUCACUCUAAUGCUUACUACUACGAUUAUUGCCGUUGAUCGUUUUAUAUUCUUUUAUAUGAAUGAGGUUAAUUUUAUAUUCCGGAAAAUCUUCGCUAGCUGUAUCAUAGUAUCAUAG